AUGGCUUCGCUAAACAUGCAGAAUCUUCCAAACGAGCUCGUCGCUCACAUCCUCAGCUUCCUUGACUCCGAAUCUCAUUUACAAAGACGCAUUUACCUUGACCCUGCAAAGCUCACCAGGCCGGUAUCAUCCGCUCCAAAUACACCCCUCAAGAACGCUUCGCUGGUAUGUCGUCUCUGGAGAAUUUCUGUCAUGAAAUUACUCUUUCGUUAUGUUGUUUGGCCGUUAUGGCGAUUCUACAAGCCAGUCGUACAAGAUAUCGCAUCACAAAUUGAGCUCCUGGAUUUCAUCCGAAGAAACAACCUUUCAUCCUCCGUUGAUCACUUCACUAUCCUGAUCGAUCUUCCUCUCGGAUCAGGCCAGAAUCGUUAUCCAGAUGGCCAAUUCUGGGGUAUUCUGCCCCCUGUAUCUCAACAGCCGGAGACGCCUAUGUCCUGGAAUUUGUUAUGGUCUGUUCUGAAUCAAGAAGACCGAGACGCCGAGGGUAGUGACACAAGGACCGAGGAAGACAGAGCGCAGUGUUUUUGGGAUAACAACUGGCUUUGGCAUACUAUCUUUGAUGUCAUUGAUCCCUUGAGAAUCACCAUGAUCAGCUCAAUAGACAUCCUCGCUUCGCUCUUGAGCCGGACCGUCGACUUGUCGAGUCACUGGGCUUUCAACAGCACCUACUAUGUUCUAUCAUUAUCACGACCAUCGCGAAGUAUUGCCGAGUCUAAAAGAGUACAGGUCCUGCCUUCGCAUAUUCCGGGAUCAAUGAAUCGCAUCCCCUGUGACUUGUUCCAUAUCAGAGACUGGAGUUCAGUCCUCAUCAAUGAAGGAUCCUUCGCCCCAGUCUAUUCAACCUACGAAUUCUUUCACUACUCAGCAGCUACUCUUCUUCCUGCAAUAUUUGACUCUUCGGAUCCUUCUUUCGAUGCUCUAUGUGCAAACCUUCAUUCAUUGUCCUACAUCGCCACAUUCCCCCUUUCUCACCAUAUUUCUGACCAUCUCAUCCCCAAUUGUCCACCCGUGGAGCAUCUCUAUGUACAGCUGAUGCCCAAGAAUCGUGAUUUCUGGGAGAGCAGUAGUCUUUCACGGGUGAAUCUUUCCGACUUGUGGCUCGAGUGCGACACGUCUUACGCAUUGCUUGUGCGUCAGUUGCUACAAACUGUUCCUCAGCCGGGUUGGCAGAAGCUGAAGGUGUUCGAGACAGGUGACACACCCGCAGAAGGAGUAUGGAAGAUGAAUACUUAUGAUGGCCAUAUCAAUGGAUCAAAUGGAUGGAGAGAAGAUAGCGAGGGUGUUUUUGUCAAGGAUGAUAUUCAAAGUAGUAACGAACAAACUAUGGCAGAAGAGUCAUAA
Fusarium mangiferae is the source of this 1341-nucleotide messenger RNA. RefSeq lists its product as uncharacterized. The record is from RefSeq and is a predicted model, not a curated record. The transcript has a single exon. Bases 1 to 1341 code for a protein of 446 amino acids. Gene Ontology annotation, molecular function: protein binding. Lineage: Eukaryota; Fungi; Ascomycota; Sordariomycetes; Hypocreales; Nectriaceae.